AUGUCAGCUGUCAAUGACACCAAAUUCAACUGUGCAGUGUUCCAUCUCACAGGGACUGGGGAGGAAGAUAUCCAUCUGUGGAUAUCUAUCGCCUUCUGCUUAAUGUAUGUUAUUUCCAUAGUAGGAAAUUCACUCAUUCUGUUCAUUAUAAAAACAGAUCCAAGCCUCCAUGAGCCCAUGUACAUUUUCCUUUCCAUGUUGGCCGUCACAGACCUUGGCAUAUCGAUAACUACCAUGCCGACAACACUGGAUAUAUUCUUAUUUAACUCUAUGGAGAUCAGCCUCAAUGCCUGUUUUGCCCAGCUGUUCUUCAUCCACUCACUUCAAUGCAUUGAAUCCUCCAUGCUCUUGUUGAUGGCCUUUCACCGCUUUGUUGCAAUCCGUGACCCGCUGAGAUAUGUCUCCAUCUUAACCCUGCUGAGAACAGCCAAGAUGGGACUGGUGUUUGUGCUAAGAGGGGUGGCCAUAACCCCACUCCCCUUUCUCCUGAAACAGUUCCAAUACUGUCGAGCCAAUGUCUUCUCCCAUUCCUACUGCCUGCACCAGGACGUCAUGGAGAUGGCUUGUUCGGGUAUCUCAAUCAACAGCAUCUAUGGCUUGUUUACUACACUCUUAAUGGUGAGGUUAGACUCGCUGCUCAUAUGCCUCUCUUAUGUGAUGAUCCUCAAAACAGUGCUGAGCAUCGCAUCCACCGUGGAGUGCCUCAGGGCCCUUAACACCUGUGUCUCCCACCUCUGCGCUGUUCUGCUCUUCUACAUGCCAAUGCUCGGCUUGUCUGUGUUAUACAGAUUUGGAAAGGGCUCUCCUCCCUUGAUUCAGAUUCUCCUGGGCUACAUCUACCUGCUGGUUCCACCCCUGAUGAACCCAGUUGUGUACAGCGUGAAAAGCAAACACCUCUGUGCGAGGAUAAUCAGUGUGUUCGUGAAGUGA
Molecule: messenger RNA, 930 nt
Organism: Chelonia mydas (Green sea turtle)
Lineage: Eukaryota; Metazoa; Chordata; Testudines; Cheloniidae
Product: olfactory receptor 51G2-like
Biological process (GO): G protein-coupled receptor signaling pathway
Cellular component (GO): membrane
Molecular function (GO): G protein-coupled receptor activity; olfactory receptor activity
Source: RefSeq, a predicted model, not a curated record